UAUAAAUAUAAAUACAGAUAACAGAUUAUAGCCCUGUAGCCUAUAAUUUACCAUUAUAUUUACAGUUUACUAUUAGUUAUAUACUUUUUUUUUUAAAUUACUAAUUAGUAUUGUAAUUUGUUGUAAGUUAGUGUUGGACGUUGGUCAAGACUGCCGGGCGCAUCUUUGAGUUAAAAUCGUCGUGUUUAAUAUUAUUCGUUUUUAAUAAAACAUAAUUUAAAAAUGGCUGCUGUAGCAAACAAACCAAAGUCUGAGAUGACUCCAGAAGAGUUAGCAAAACGUGAAGAAGAAGAAUUCACUACAGGCCCAAUGUCGGUAUUAACCCAAUCUGUACGUAAUAACACUCAAGUAUUGAUAAACUGCCGUAACAACAGAAAACUUUUGGCAAGAAUCAAAGCAUUUGAUCGACAUUGUAACAUGGUAUUAGAAAAUGUACGAGAAAUGUGGACCGAGUUACCUAAAACUGGCAAAGGCAAAAAAAAAGCGAAAGCUGUUAGUCGAGACAAAUAUAUAUCUAAAAUGUUUCUACGUGGAGAUUCGGUUAUUUUAGUUGUCAAGAACCCUAAAGAAGCUGUCCGGCAAACACCGCUGGCCCCUUAAUAUGUAUUCCUCCUUUUCAUAAAUUAUAUUUAAGAUAUUUGCAUUCAAAAUAUAAGUUUGAUCUUCAUUUCCUAUAAUCUAACUUUAAUAAUAUGUUCUUAAAUGUGGCUGAAUAUUUUUUGAACACAUUAAAAUUGUUUUUUAGUGUGUCA
Molecule: messenger RNA, 752 nt
Organism: Diuraphis noxia (Russian wheat aphid)
Lineage: Eukaryota; Metazoa; Arthropoda; Insecta; Hemiptera; Aphididae
Product: small nuclear ribonucleoprotein Sm D2-like
Biological process (GO): RNA splicing
Cellular component (GO): small nuclear ribonucleoprotein complex
Molecular function (GO): RNA binding
Source: RefSeq, a predicted model, not a curated record